Trichoderma gamsii is the source of this 528-nucleotide messenger RNA. RefSeq lists its product as hypothetical. Lineage: Eukaryota; Fungi; Ascomycota; Sordariomycetes; Hypocreales; Hypocreaceae. Bases 1 to 528 code for a protein of 175 amino acids. The transcript has a single exon. The record is from RefSeq and is a predicted model, not a curated record.
AUGGUCUUUUCUCUUCCACGGGCCACGGGAGCGGCGAAUCCACGAGGCCUACCGGUUCCUCCCUCUUCCCGAUUUUGUGCUUCGCUUCUUCAAGGAAAGGAACACUAUAACUUUGGGUUGGAGGACGAUAUUUUAUCUUCAACUGAUGUGCUCCGCGACGUGGAAGACGCCGCCUAUCGGAGAACCAUGGAUUUCGCCUUCACACACGGACUUGACCAAGCAUCGGGGGACGUUCAAAUUCACUUAAAACAACCGUUGUACAAGUAUAACAAAUCCAAGAAGGGCAAAUAUGGCUACUCCAUGUUACCGCGCUCUCGAUAUAGGAUAGCUCAGCUAUGCCGGCAUAUGGAGUCGCAACAGCCGAAUUCAUGGCGCCAGCUAUGGCGGGAUAACCGUAAUCGUUCGAACUACUACACGUUCUGGAGCGUUAUUAUUUUCGGUGUGUUUGGGAUCUUACUCGCUCUGGCUGGACUGGGAGCCUCCAUCGCGCAAGCUUGGGCGUCCUUUAGAGCGAUUGGGAUGACAUAA